AUGAGAAUUCAAAUAAAAGGAGGUAUAUGGAAGAACUGCGAAGAUGAAGUUCUGAAGGCUGCCGUGAUGAAAUACGGCCUGAACAACUGGUCAAGAGUUGCGUCCUUGCUAGUGAGAAAGUCAGCGAAACAAUGCAAGGCAAGGUGGUAUGAAUGGCUAGACCCAUCAGUGAAAAAAACAGAAUGGAGUAAAGAAGAAGAAGAGAAACUUUUACAUUUAGCGAAGUUGUUCCCAACCCAAUGGAGAACUAUUGCACCCGUAGUUGGAAGAACGGCACAGCAAUGCUUGGAUCAUUAUGAAUAUUUACUUGAUGAAGCAGAAGGAAAAGUAUAUGAUAAAAACAAAAAUCCAAGAUAUUUGAGACCAGGAGAAAUUGAUCCAGCUCCAGAAACAAAACCUGCGAAAGCAGAUCCUGUAGAUAUGGAUGAAGAUGAAAAGGAAAUGUUAGCAGAAGCAAAAGCUAGACUUGCAAAUACAAAAGGGAAAAAGGCUAAAAGAAAAGCAAGAGAAAAACAAUUAGAACAAGCUAGACGAUUAGCCCUAUUACAAAAAAAAAGAGAAUUAAAAGCUGCUGGCAUUACCACCAACAAAAUGAAAUAUAAAAAGAAUGAUAAAAAUCGAAUUGAUCAUGUUAAGGAAAUUUUAUUUGAAAGAAAACCAGCCAAAGGAUUUUUCGAUGUCAGUGAAGAACAAACAAUUUCUCAUUUUGAUGAAAAAAAAAGUAACCAAUUUAAGAGUAUCAAAUCGAUGGAUGUAGAAAGUAUAAAGGAGACAGAAAUAGGUGGUCCUUAUGAUGAUCUUCAAGAUUCUGAAGAUGGUUCUCGAAAAAAAAUUCAUUUUAAAGGGAAACGAAAUAAUGAAGAAAAAAAUCUCCUAUUGGCUAUUGAAAAUUAUGACAAACAGUUUAAUGAAUUAAGUCAUUUGAGAAAAAGGGUUCGAUUGAAUUUACCGGAACCAAUUUUAAAUGAAAAUGAAUUGGAAGAAAUUAUCCAAAUAAAUAAAGAAGCUAAUUCAUUCAAUCAAAUUAUUAAAGAGCAAAAUGAAAAAAAUAACAGCAAUGCAGUAGUAAUUAAUAAUAUACUACCAAGUGUAACAAGUUCCCCAUUUAUUUUGAAUGAUAAAGAUAAAUAUUCAUCUAUUGCAACAAAUUUUUAUAAUAAAUCGAUUGCAUUUUCAAGCAAGCUAGAUUUAAGUAUACAGCAAGCUGCACAAAAUAUAAUUUCGAGAAAUAUGAACGAACCCAUUAUUGGAAUGAAUGAACCCGUUCAAUUGAAUAAUUAUCAGCAGGGAAAUCACCACAAGGAUGAUAACAAUGAAAUGAAUAAAAAUCAUAUGAAUGACUAUUCUCCAAUUUUGCACGAUGAACCCAUAACUAUUGCCCAAAAUGUCAAAGAAGUAAAAGAAGAAAUAGAAAAUUAUAAAAAAAUGACGGAUGAACAGCAAACUACCAGUAGAGAAAAAAAUUCCAUAAAAAAUAAAAUCAUAAGUGAUAUUAAAAGUUAUCAAAAAAAUGUCAGUCUUUAUGCACAUUCAGUUUUAUCUUAUAAAAAUGGAAGAAAUGAAAAUUCAAUAAUUGGUAAUGACACAUUAGUUAGCGAAUUUUAUGAUGAAGAUUAUGAAGAAAAAAUAGAUAGAGCUAAAUUACUUAUAAAAUCUUCCCUUGCACAUUUACCAAAAGAAACUAAUGUAAUUGAAUUGCAAAUUCCUGAUGAUUUAAAUAAUGAAGAUAAUGAGGAAACACAAAUUAAUUCUGAAUAUGAUCAGAUAGAAAAAGACAUACAAGAUAUUGAAAGAGAUAAAAAAAUGCAAGAAUAUAAAAAAGAAAAAGAAAAAUUCAAUAAUCAAAAUAAAAUUAUUAGGUGGAAUUUACCUAGACCAUAUUUUCUUCAAAAAAUGAAUAUCACACAUCCAUUUCCUCGAACAGACAUGUCUGAUACGGGGAAUUCUGAACAAGUAGAAAACCUUGUACAUAAUGAAAUGAUACUUUUAAUAAAAAAUGAUAUGUUUAAUUACCCCAUGAAAAGUAGCACACCCAUUCAGAAUAAGAUUACACUUGAUGAUGUUGGUAAGACAUACAUGAAGAUGGCUCUUGAUUCUGUGCAAGCCGAAUUGCAGAAAACCACACACAACGGGUCUAACAGCGCGUCACAGGACGCAACAUCCAUUAUCAAUGGUGAACAAAUAAUGAAAUUGGAUUCGAAUAUGUAUUUAAGUGAAUCCACAAAAAAUGGUGAAAUGGAAAACGUUGGCGAAGCGACAACCCACUUGGAUGAAAUGAAUAAAGAUAUUCGUAAAGACAAUCAACAGAAGGAACAUGGCUCGACAAUCCACCCAAAUGGAGAGAACCCAUCGAAAGAAUUGAACCCACAAUGCUAUGGAACGGAACAGGACCUAGAAAUGUGGAAUAAAAUAAAUAACCAAAUCCUUUUUUGUCCCAUUAAGAAUGUGUACAUGUUCGUUGAAAAUAUGAAUGAACGAGACAUAAAAGAAAAUUACAAAUACAGGUGUCAGAAGUUGGAUAGUUUAAUUCAAAAAAAUAUGAACCUUUAUAAAAAAAUAGAAAACAAAUAUGAUAUAUACACAAAGGGUUAUCAGUUAAAAAUUAAGGGGUACAAAAAAACUUUUGAUUCCCAAUUUAAUUUGUAUAUUAAUUACAUGAGUGAAAAGGACGCACUAAACGCUUUGCACGAGCGGGAGAAAAAAUAUGCCCUUGAACGGAUUCAAGAGGAACGCGAAGAAAACAAAAAAGAAAUAGAAUACCACAAGUCCCUCCAACAACUCUACGUUGAAUUACUUGAAAAUAACAAUCUCUUGAAGCAGGGAGAUAAACGAAUGUGCUUGAAGCACGCAGGUGAAGGAGAAGCAGAGGUGGGUGGUUAG
Messenger RNA from Plasmodium gonderi, 2880 nucleotides. RefSeq names its product DNA binding protein Myb2. The coding region runs from base 1 to 2880 and encodes 959 amino acids. The record is from RefSeq and is a predicted model, not a curated record. Gene Ontology annotation, biological process: mRNA splicing, via spliceosome. NCBI's taxonomy places the organism in Eukaryota, Apicomplexa, Aconoidasida, Haemosporida, Plasmodiidae. Gene Ontology annotation, cellular component: Prp19 complex; spliceosomal complex. The transcript has a single exon.